This is a messenger RNA of Saccostrea cuccullata (small rock oyster), 477 nucleotides long. Its product is annotated as acanthoscurrin-2-like. Bases 1 to 477 code for a protein of 158 amino acids. NCBI's taxonomy places the organism in Eukaryota, Metazoa, Mollusca, Bivalvia, Ostreida, Ostreidae. The transcript has a single exon. The record is from RefSeq and is a predicted model, not a curated record.
AUGCUAGGAGGAUUUGGUGAUAAACUCGGACUGGGAGGUUUAUUUGGUCGCAAGAAGAAAGAACCUUCUUACAGCCCCAUGUUUGGAGGAUCUUUUGGCGGAAUCAACGCCAACGACAUGUCCAUGAUGUUCAUGUCAGGAUUUCCACCGACAGGGGGCGCUGGCGGGAUGCAGGGAGGGUUCGGUGGAAUGCCGGGAGCUCCUGAUAUAGGUGGAGCUGGACUAGGGUUUGGGGGGUCGGGACUUGGUGGGUUGGGCGGUCAAGGGCUAGGUGGGAUGGGCGGUCAAGGGCUUGGUGGUAUGGAUAUGGGAUUAGGUGGCGGUGGCAUGGGAUUGGGCGGAGGGAUGGGAUGGGGGGGAGGCAUGGGAUUAGGGAGUCCAAGUAUGACCGGAGGAUUUGGACAACAGUCGAUGAGUCAAGGUCAAUCCGGCUUUGGAAGGAGGCGUCGGCGACGCGCCAUUAGGUAUUGUCACUGA